CCUUUCCUGCUUGUGUUUUGUUGAGUGCGUGCUGUGUGCAUGAGGGAGUGAGAGAGAAAACGUGGUCACGGAGAAGGCUAGCCUUUUAGCUAGUUUGCGAGUGUGAAUGUGUGAAUGAAGUGGUAUACAAGCUCAAAUAUUUAGUAUUAUUUAUUUUUGUACGUAGUCAAGGUUGCCACAAACGGACAAGGUGCAGAGACUCUAUUGAUUAAAGCAGCUGGCUGAAAUUUGUGAUUGCAAUAGUGUUGAAAAUGUCCAUGGGCAGUCAGAAGACCACCAGUCAGGCAAUUCCGACCACCAGACGAGUCACAAUCAACGAUGCGGCCCAUAUGCCUCACGAUUACUCUACGACCCCCGGAGGGACCCUUUUUAGCACGACUCCUGGAGGCACCCGGAUCAUCUACGACCGAAAGUUCCUGCUGGAGUGUCGCAGCUCCCCUCUGGCCCGCACACCACCCUGCUGCCUCCCUGACAUUCCGGGGGUGACCAGUCCUCCUUCGGUCACCAUGAAAAAUGACAAGGCCAUCCCCAAACAGACUGUCAAUAAUAACAGCAUCAGCCCCCUGGUGGACAAGAGCGCAGGGGAUGAUGCCCAGUUUGAAAUGGAUAUCUAACUACGACAGAGGACCUGCGACACGAAGGCGGCGAUGACUGUAACAAGUAUUACUGUGAUUGAUAACUGUUCCCAGAGGGGAUAGAUGCACAGAAGACUUCUCUUUCCAUGUCAUCUGUUUUUUUCUUUUUCAUUUACCUGCUGUUUAAAUGAUGUUUUACUUUCCUGUACUGAUGCUGUCGGUCGAGACACGCACAAAGCCAUUACUUUAGAUUCUCAACAUCAGCUAACACUGUUGUGCCUGAAAGAGUCACAAUCUCGAAUGUCAGAUGGUGCAUCCCAAGCACAUCGAUGCAGGUCCACUUCUGCCUAAAACAUGGAGGACACCUCACAGGCCACCAUGUGACAUUGUUUGUCUGAAACAGAUUUGUGUAGUUUUACAGAAUGGUCAGUAGAGGGAGCAACAGUUCUCGUCUUAGUGGUUUUCUUAUCAAGAAUGGUGUGGAGGAAAACCAAACCCAACUCCUGGAAAUUUAGCAGUCAGUGAAUUUGACCACUUUCCAUUUGGCAGUGAUACUUUUUGUAAUGUAAAAUCUAAUUUCGGGAUAUUCUAAUGAGUGUGCUCACCUGAAGUGUCAUUCAACAUAAUUGUAAAAUUCCUUUUUUUUUUUUUUUUUUUUUUUUUUU
Carassius auratus (goldfish) is the source of this 1240-nucleotide messenger RNA. Its product is annotated as eukaryotic translation initiation factor 4E-binding protein 3-like. Gene Ontology annotation, molecular function: eukaryotic initiation factor 4E binding. Bases 252 to 614 code for a protein of 120 amino acids. The record is from RefSeq and is a predicted model, not a curated record. Gene Ontology annotation, cellular component: cytoplasm. NCBI's taxonomy places the organism in Eukaryota, Metazoa, Chordata, Actinopteri, Cypriniformes, Cyprinidae. Gene Ontology annotation, biological process: negative regulation of translational initiation. The transcript is spliced from 4 exons.